AUGCUAUUGCAGAACACUACAUAUAUACCAUCUUUUCUCCUCUCCUGGCUUCACGACUACCUGAAUGAAACCUGGAGCUUUUCAGCAGCUUCUCUAUAUACUACUGCUAACCAGACAGCUCAGCCUGUCAAUGCUGUGCCAAUCAAAACACAGAGCCAAGGAUUCAUCUACAUUUUACUGAUGGUUGGCCUCUUCAGCUUCUUUACCUUCGGCAUCAUGUUCAGCUACAUCCGCUCUAAAAAGCUGGAGAACUCGCAGGAUCCGUAUCAUCAGUAUAUAGCCAGAGACUGGGAGAAAGUCCUGGUCCCCUCUGCAGUGAGCAGCCAGGCUCUCAGAGGAGCUAAAAAGGAGUCUGUGGUUAUUCAAAACCCUGCAGUACUGGAGCACCUACCCGGGUGAAACUUCAAGAAGCCAUAGCAGUGUGAGUGAGUGAACCUAGAAAACUCCUGACUACUAAAUGCAAACAUAUUGCUUCUAAAU
Messenger RNA from Trichomycterus rosablanca, 480 nucleotides. RefSeq names its product potassium voltage-gated channel subfamily E member 1. Lineage: Eukaryota; Metazoa; Chordata; Actinopteri; Siluriformes; Trichomycteridae. Gene Ontology annotation, biological process: regulation of heart rate by cardiac conduction; membrane repolarization during action potential; ventricular cardiac muscle cell action potential. The coding region runs from base 1 to 399 and encodes 132 amino acids. The record is from RefSeq and is a predicted model, not a curated record. The transcript has a single exon. Gene Ontology annotation, molecular function: transmembrane transporter binding; potassium channel regulator activity; voltage-gated potassium channel activity involved in ventricular cardiac muscle cell action potential repolarization. Gene Ontology annotation, cellular component: membrane.